Molecule: messenger RNA, 633 nt
Organism: Theileria equi strain WA
Lineage: Eukaryota; Apicomplexa; Aconoidasida; Piroplasmida; Theileriidae
Product: signal peptide containing protein
Exons: 1
Coding region: 1-633 (210 amino acids)
Source: RefSeq, a predicted model, not a curated record
AUGAGGUUCAAGACACUUAUGCUCGUCUUUUUAACUCAAAAGUUCUGUCAUUGUGGCUGGCCUAAAUGCUGUGUCGGAGCUUCAGAGGAUAAAUCCACGGAGAAAUAUGAGAUCGCCGCUGUGGUUGGAGGGGGAAAUUGCCAGAGCAUGUAUUCAGACUCUUUUGAUACGUUUGAAUCAGAUUCAACUGUUGUUUCCCCCGGUCCUUCUGGAGAGGAGCAUCCAAGUAUGGUCGUUCUGGAUCUCUGUUCUGAGAACAUGGCUUACUUUGAUGUUGUCUCCAACGAUGACUAUGGACUAAUAAAUGUAUCAUACUUCCCUAAAUCUGGGCACUGCAUUAGGGAAGUUUUGGAUUCAGAUGGUGUUAUUUGGACCGUAAAGGAAGGAGGAAAAUGUCUUGGUGUUCACACAUAUUCUAAGGAUUCCAAAACGAUGCUAACUCUUUUAGUCGGAAUGGGAGGUAUCAACCGCAAUUCAAACUAUAGAAAAGUGAAUGGAAAGUGGGUAAAAGUCGAAGAUAGCAUGAGUUUUAAAAUGAUGAUCCAAGACUUGAAGGGGCUUUCAAACGGUCCAAUCAGAGGUCCCAGAAAACGAUUAACCAGUAAAACAUUUGUUCCCUACUCCUCAGAGUAA